AAAUGUAACCCAAUGCUAACCAGAGCCCUGUCAGGGCCCUCUGCAAAACCAAUGGCUCAUCUCCACAUCUCACUCUUCUUAAAGUAUUGAUUUGGAUUCAUUUCUUAAUAAUGAAAUGAUGCCAUUUUCUUAAAUAUCAAAGAUUUGAAAGAUCUGAAUUUGAAACUUGAAUGAUGGUUGCCUACAGUUUCAUCUACAUGGAUGAGGAUAACGAGCUAUGGGAAUGACCAUUUAAAUGUAUUUGAUUCAAUUAGAAUCGAGACCCACUGCCCUGGCUGGUUUCAACAAUUCCUUGUCCUAACAUCCCUGAUUCAGCUCACGAAGGACUUGAGUUUAUCUAUACCAUUUUAUGCUGAGAUCCUAUAACCUAAGAAUAGCUCAGACAGUUUUCAUUGAAGCCACUGUAGUUAUUGAGUAGUAAGUCUUAAUAUCUAACCUUGGAUUUUAAGGGGUUAAAGAAGCAUCUGUUAAAAGGUUCUUUAGGAAACCAAAUGUGAUUCUUCUACAGCAUUGUGCAAACUACCCUCUUUGGCAUCUUUCAAGAUUGCACCUCAUGGAACUGGCUUGCAACUAAAACUAUGUGAAGACUGAAAUGAAGAUACCUCUGAUAUGACAGUGAGUCGCCUGCAGACUGCGGCAACUCACUCUCUGUGCAGCUGAGCCGUAGCCUUGAGAUGCAACGGCAGCUCUGUGCCUUCUACAGUUUACCUCCAGAAUGGGCCGGCAGCCGACACCAGAAACUUAAUCAACGUACUUUUUCCCACAAAUACAACCAUGUCUCCUACUGCUCCACCUGGCCCUUCUGGGCCUACAUAGUCCUGCUGUGCUUUCUCCUCUUCCCUGGUUCCUCUGUUGCUAUCUUCCGGGUUGGAGUGGUUGGGCCAUGGUCUUGUGACCCCCUCUUCGCCAAGGCCUAUCCCAGCACAGCAGCACGACUAGCUGUGAGUCGUAUCAACCGGGAUCCCUCCCUGUGGCCUGGUAUCACUUUUGAUUAUGUCAUCUUGGAGGAGGACUGCCAGACAUCACAGGCUCUUUCCCGCUUCCUCAGUUACUACACAAGGGCAUCCGGCUUUAUCGGGCCAGUCAACCCAGGCUACUGUGAUGCAGCAUCCCUGCUGGGGAAAAGCUGGAAUAAAGCCGUGUUUAGCUGGUCAUGUUUUAGCUAUGAGCUGGGCAACCCUCGUAGUCAUGCCACCUUUACCCACACCAUGCCCCUGCCUGCGCUGGUGCUAGUGCGUUUCAUGCGUCACUUCCACUGGGCUCAUGUGGGCAUUGUUGCCUCAGGUGAUGACGUCUGGAUAGAGACUGCCCAUGAGCUGGCCAGUGCUUUGCGAAGCCACGGCAUGCCUGUGGGAACAGUGGUGUCCACUGGGAAUGAUUCAGUCAGCAUGCGUAAAGCCCUGGCCAAGGUCAAGAAAGCAGAACACCUGCGCUUGGUCAUCCUCUGUAUGCACUCAGUCUUGGUGGGGGGCACGACUCAGAAGCUGUUCCUGGAGAUGGCACAUGACAUGCGGAUGGUGGAUGGCUCCCUGGUAUUUGUUCCCUAUGACACACUCCUUUACAGCCUGCCCCACCACCACCUGCCCCAGCCUAUCCUGCGCAACAACAGCAAACUGCUGCAGGCCUACGAUGCAGUGCUCACUAUCACUGUGGAGUCUCCAGAACAGCACUCCUUCAUUCAUGCCUUCACUGAGGCACAGGAGAGUGGAGAGCUGCCCGACAGCUUCCAGCCCCACCAGGUGUCUCCUCUGUUUGGCACUAUCUAUUCCUCCAUCCUGUUGAUGGCUCAUGCCAUGCGAGGUGUGCAGGCUGCAGGGAAGUGGGUGUCUGGGGGGAACUUGGCCCAGCAUGCCCAUAAUUUGACUUUCAAAGGCUUUAGCCACACUGUCCGUACUACACAGUCCGGCUCAGCACUGCUAGAUUAUGUGGUGCUGGACACAGAUGGAUUUACUUGGGAACUGAAGCCUUCCUACCGCAUAGAUAUGGAGACGGACAUGGUUCACUUUCUAGGUCACUCCAUUCACUUCCCUGCGUGGGGUCCACCCAAGACUGACUCCAGUUGCUGGUUCACUGAUGGGAUCAUCUGUAGCGGAAGGAUGGAUGUUUUCCAGCUGAUUGUCAUCUCCCUCAGUGUCUUCCUUCUGGUCAUAUCUUGUAUUGCCUCUGCUUACUUCAUAAGGCGACGAAUCAACCAGAUUCGUUUAGUUCGGGGCCCGGAUAAAAUCUUACUAACAUUGGAAGAUGUCACCUUCAUCAUCCCAUCAUUGAGUAACAAGAAGUUGAGUUUCGAUGACUGCAGGACCAGCGACACCAGGAAAAGCUUCUCAGAGCGCAGCAAAUCUCCAAUGUCGAGUCAGUCACCGGUCACCCAUGAGAACACAAACGUCGCUGUCUAUGAGGGUGAUUGGGCUUGGCUGAAAAGACUUCCUGAUGGAAACUUUCGAAGCAUCAACCCCAGCACCAGUGAUGUGUUUGAACUGAUGAAGGAUAUGAGGCACGAGAAUGUGAAUCCUUUCAUGGGCUUCUUCCACGACUGUGGAGUCUUCGCCAUAGUGACGGAGUUCUGUUCCCGAGGUAGCCUGGAAGACCUGCUGCUUAAUGAUGACGUCAAACUGGACUGGAUGUUUAAGUCUUCACUCCUGCUGGACCUUAUUAAGGGUAUGAAAUACCUACACCACAAGAACAUAUGUCAUGGAAGGCUAAAGUCCCGGAACUGUGUGGUUGAUGGACGUUUUGUACUUAAAGUGACCGACUACGGUUACAACGAAGUGCUAGAGGCCCAGAAAUUCCCGUAUGUCCGGCCACCAGCGGAGGAGCUGCUAUGGACUGCUCCUGAGAUCUUGAGAGGUUCAUUCCCAGGGCUGAGUGGGACCCUUCCAGGGGAUGUGUACAGCUUCUCCAUUGUUAUGCAGGAAGUGGUGGUUCGUGGGCCUCCGUUCUGCAUGUUAGAGCAGUCUGCUGAGGAAAUUAUCCAGAAGGUCAUGAAGCCUCCACCAUUAUGCCGGCCUGUUGUAUCUGUAGACCAUGCUCCAGUGGAGUGUAUCCAGCUGAUGAAGCAGUGCUGGAACGAGCAGCCUGAGAGAAGACCCACCUUUGAAGAGAUUUUUGAUCAGUUCAAGAAUAUAAAUAAAGGGAAGAAAACUAACAUCAUAGACUCUAUGCUGCGGAUGCUGGAGCAGUACUCCUCUAACCUGGAAGAGCUGAUCAGAGAGAGGACAGAGGAGCUGGAGGUUGAGAAGCAGAAGACAGAGAAACUGCUGACACAGAUGCUGCCACCGUCAGUGGCUGAGGCUCUGAUGCUGGGCACCACAGUGGAACCAGAGUACUUUGACAGUGUUACAAUCUACUUCAGUGACAUUGUUGGUUUCACUACCAUUUCAGCCAACAGUGAGCCCAUCGAGGUGGUUGACCUUCUGAAUGACCUGUACACACUUUUUGAUGCUGUCAUCGGCAACCACGAUGUGUACAAGGUGGAGACCAUAGGUGAUGCCUACAUGGUGGCGUCAGGUUUACCUGUGCCCAAUGGAAACCGGCAUGCAGCUGAGAUUUCCAAUAUGGCUUUGGACAUCCUCAGUGCUGUGGGGACAUUUAAGAUGAGACACAUGCCUGAUGUCCCGGUCCGAAUACGAAUAGGAAUUCAUACAGGUCCUUGUGUUGCUGGUGUUGUGGGGUUGACAAUGCCACGGUACUGCCUGUUUGGAGACACAGUCAACACGGCCUCUAGAAUGGAGUCCACAGGGAUGCCCUACCGGAUUCAUGUCCACUCCAGUACAGUUAAGAUUCUGCUGCAGCUGAAAGCCGGGUAUAAGGUGCAGUUGAGAGGCAGGACUGAAAUGAAGGGCAAAGGCACAGAAGAGACCUACUGGCUCAUUGGGCAGGACAGCUUCACCAAACCUUUACCCAUUCCACCUGAACUCAAGUCGGGGCCUGAACCCAAGGACUUUAAGUUGAUGCUUCAGAAGGCUGUGAGGAAGAUCUCGGCUGUGCGUCAGGUGACCCAGCUUACUAUGGCAGAUGAAGGCAAUGUCAUGAUACACCAUCACUGAUGACCCUUCACCUCUGUCUUUUUGACCCGUGCAAUGGAGACUUGGGCUGGUCUGUCUAUAAGAUUAGGAAUUCUUAAUGGAUCAGGUGGUAGAAGACAUGCAUCAUGUCACUGGAAGCAUCAAAUCUAGUUUAUUUGAUUGAUUUAGACCAUGAUCUCUCUUGGAAGUCUUCUUAAACUACAACAAGUGACAAGCAACAACAACAUGCUCAACACAUCCUUCCAGUUCCCAUUAUGGUAUAUUCCAAAGAUACCUCUCAAAAAGCUUCCAGCUAAGCCUGAGGAAGUGCAAAGCGAAGCCUCAUCCUGUUUGUGGAGGGACAUGCAGACCUGUUCUGAAUAUGAAGUACCUGUGACACAAGCUAAAGUCACAUGAAGAACUGAAAUUAUCCCCUGGGAAUCCAUUACUCAGCGAGAGAGGGAUUAGAUCUAAGAGAGAGAGAGAGAGAGAGAGAGAGAGAGAAAGAGGAAAAGGUUGGAGGAUAGAGUAAAGGAUGUCAGCUCCCUGUUUUCAUGAUAUGUGAUAACAAGUGACUAAGUGUAAAUGAUAAAAUGGAUGAAAUAACUGGGGCUGAAUGGAAGUACAUAUAGAGCAGACCAAUGUUCUGAUGCAUCUGACGUUGGUUACCAACAGGCACUAUGCAUUAUGCAGCUCUCGAUCACUCUCUCUACCCUGAGGAAGACUUCUCCUCAUCCUCAUCCUCAUCCUCAUCGUUCAUGCAGGUAUACCUUAAUGAGGGGUAUGUUUAGCAUGGACUCCCAUGGAUGUCAGUACUACACAAACUUUUAGUGAUAUUCUCAUUUUCACUGUACAGCAAAGUGUGAUUUCAAAUGUUCAAAUAAUUCAAAUGUAUCUGUUUAUGUUUGUGGUAAAAUAACAGCAUGUCAUAGUUAUAUAAUCUGCUAACUAAGUAAGAUUCUCUAUGACAAGACUGUAUAAAGAGAAACAGAAUUUUGAAAUGACUAAAAAUAUUAGAUAUUUAUGUUACCAUAAAAUUAUUUGGAGUGUUUAGUUAGAUGUUUAGCUGUAAAAGUUCUGGUACUUUAGAUUAGUUGGAUGUGAACUGGUGUAUUUACCUUAGCUAUUUUUAGCCUACACAUGAUCCCACGCUAAGAAAAUAAUUGAUGUUAACCCACUGAAUCAAUUAUAUCAAAAUUAUAACAUUCAUUUUGCAAUAAUGAAAAAAAUAAUGUUAACAAUAAAUCUGACUUUGUUUGA
Molecule: messenger RNA, 5264 nt
Organism: Pygocentrus nattereri (red-bellied piranha)
Lineage: Eukaryota; Metazoa; Chordata; Actinopteri; Characiformes; Serrasalmidae
Gene: gc2
Product: guanylyl cyclase 2
Exons: 20
Coding region: 675-4046 (1123 amino acids)
Biological process (GO): protein phosphorylation; receptor guanylyl cyclase signaling pathway; intracellular signal transduction
Molecular function (GO): ATP binding; protein kinase activity; peptide receptor activity
Source: RefSeq, a predicted model, not a curated record